CAAUUUUUUAGUUGCAGUGCGCGGGUCGAAUUUUGUAGAAUUUUCAUUGCUUUUUAAUUAAUUUUAAACAGCAUAGAAAUUAGAGAAUUUUUUUUUCUUUCCUAAUUUUAUCUGACAAAUAGAAAUUUAACAAACAGAAAAAAAAUCAUGUCUCUCGUUUAUAAAAAUUCAAUGAAAGCCUUAGGAAAAUUUGUGCCAGGAUCACUUCAGCCUUUGUGGAAUCAUCCAGCUGGUCCACAAACGAUUUUCUUCUGGGCACCGGCUUUUAAAUGGGGGCUUGUGAUGGCUGGUCUAGGAGAUCUAAAUAGACCAGCGAGUCAAAUAUCUCUCGGCCAAACAGGGGCAUUAUGUGCAACGGGAAUAAUUUGGACACGAUAUUCCUUAGCAAUUACACCAAAAAAUUGGAGUUUAUGUAGUGUUAACUUUUUCGUCGCGUGCACUGCACUAUAUCAAGUAUUUAGAGCAGUAAAAUAUCAAAGAGAGCAAGAUGCGUUAUUAGCAUCCUCAACGAACGGGAAAUGAUAACAAGUUUCCAAUAAUAAAAUAAGAACUCAAACAAUUAGGAACCAAUUAACUCAAUUUUAGAAGAAAAAAUCGAAGAGAGAAAAAAUUUUUCUCGACGAAAUGCUAUAAACAGCAUUGACAAAUUAAAUUUACAAUUAUGAAUUAAGUUAGAAAAUUAUCAAUUAACUUCCAAACAUUCCCAGUAUAGCAGAAUUUUUAAAUAUUUUAUUCUAGUUUGUAAAUUAAUGAGAAAUUCUAGUUUUUUGUUGUAUUGGGAGUUAUGUAAUUGUUAUGCUUCGCAUAAUGUUACGUUUGCCUCGACAAAUGUUACCUAUAAGAUGAAAGUUUCUGCUGGGAAGUGUUGCGUUAGUGAAUUAAAAAAAAAAUUGUAAAAUAUAUUUUUUCGUAAGUACCUGUUACUCAUUGUAAAUGACAAUUACUAUGGGAGUGGAAAAUUUUCAAGUGAGAGAAACAACUUCCAUACUCUUUUCCGUAAGCAAAUUAUUUAGACAAUUUUAAUCGACUCAACAAUUUAGAAUUAAACAGAAACUGACGCUGGUUACGUGAAAAAAUAUUGUUAAAUGAAUUUUAUCGAAAUUAAUAUUAAUUAAAAGAAUUUAUUGUAUAAUUCGAACAAAAUAUACGUAUUUUUGUUACAAAAAGACAA
This is a messenger RNA of Leptopilina heterotoma, 1171 nucleotides long. Its product is annotated as mitochondrial pyruvate carrier 2-like. The transcript is spliced from 4 exons. Gene Ontology annotation, molecular function: pyruvate transmembrane transporter activity. Gene Ontology annotation, cellular component: mitochondrial inner membrane. Lineage: Eukaryota; Metazoa; Arthropoda; Insecta; Hymenoptera; Figitidae. The coding region runs from base 148 to 522 and encodes 124 amino acids. The record is from RefSeq and is a predicted model, not a curated record. Gene Ontology annotation, biological process: pyruvate import into mitochondria.